GUUUCUUCGUGAUUUAACAUCCGAUCAUUCCGAGGCACAUCCACCUACUCUUCCAUCAACCCGACGGCACAGUAAUUCAGCAGGGUUAACGACGUUACAGGAGGGUCUGAAGAGCGUCAUGUCGGGCGAUCUUGACCUGUCACCCCCCGAGGUGCCCGAACCCACCCUCCUCGAGAGUCUCCUGCGGUAUGGUCUCUUUUUGGGAGCGGUGUUCCAGCUUAUUUGCAUACUUGCGGUAAUCAUACCAUCAUCGAAGACCCACCACGAACAGGAGCCAGAGCAGAGUGACGUGCGAGGAGGGGAACAGGUCAGGAAACCCAAGGGGCCUAUCCCACAGAUUCGACAGAAGAUAAAGAAGGAGAGCAAGAAGAAGAGAUAACCUGGCCUUUUGAGUGUGCAGAUGGGCAUCAGAUGCGGUGUGUGGCACAGAGACUUGGUCAAACCUGGAAGAACUUUGAAGAACCAGAAAUCGGACUGCCAAUGGUCACUUUGUUCUUUGUGCAAUUCCAAUUUUUUUUUUUAAAUUUUGUAUUCUGAAAUGUCAUCAGAUGGAUAUAGCUGCAAGUAUCCAGCAAGCAUUUGUUUAGAACUGCACAGGCAUGGACACAAUGAGGGACUGUUUGGGCCAGAGAGGGAGUGUAUAGAUGGGGCAGAACAAGUGACAUCAAGGAUGCAUUCAGUAGUUGCAACUUUCUGAUAUGGUGCAAACAUUUCACAAUUUGGUUUGCCAGUUGUUUAAAGCUGUCUGUGUUACUGUGCAGCUGUCCUCCAAGGUGGUUCUGUGGUUUUUGUCGAAAUGCAGAUCACACUGAUGUGGUGACCACAGACCAUGUUAGCUGACAGUGUCACCCGCGAAUUUUAGCUGGUGUUGGACAGCUUUGUUUCAUGAAGUCUAACUCAAAGGCGUGCUCAGUUUGCAUCCAAAAUGCAUUCCAGAAAACUCCAGGAUGCAGCGUUUACUUUUUCCCCCCAUAUACCAUCAGAAGGAUCAUUUCCCGAUCCCUACCCCAGUGCAUCCGUGGAGAUCCCUCUCUGGGAAACUGUUCUGACUCUUGAACGCAUCCAUGCAGCAACAGAUGAACAAGGGUAAAGAAUGAGAGCAGGAUGGAAAAAAGUGUUCUUGACCUGAAGCCAUAUAAAGAUUCCAGUAUGUUCAGACUGGAAAGAGAGUGCUCUCUUCCGCUGUCAGACCAGUUUUGCUUGUUUCAUGCAUUAAUUCCGUUUUGAUUGUAGCCAUAACGCUAAUAAAAGUACCA
Megalops cyprinoides (Indo-Pacific tarpon) is the source of this 1256-nucleotide messenger RNA. RefSeq names its product mannosidase beta like (gene manbal). The record is from RefSeq and is a predicted model, not a curated record. NCBI's taxonomy places the organism in Eukaryota, Metazoa, Chordata, Actinopteri, Elopiformes, Megalopidae. Gene Ontology annotation, cellular component: membrane. The coding region runs from base 119 to 379 and encodes 86 amino acids. The transcript is spliced from 3 exons.